Molecule: messenger RNA, 522 nt
Organism: Fusarium redolens
Lineage: Eukaryota; Fungi; Ascomycota; Sordariomycetes; Hypocreales; Nectriaceae
Product: kinase-like domain-containing protein
Exons: 4
Coding region: 1-522 (173 amino acids)
Source: RefSeq, a predicted model, not a curated record
AUGAGAUUUGUUGAGAACUAUAAUUCGAUUCCGAUCCCAAAGAUCUACUGCGCCUUUAUACAUCGAGGACGAUCGUAUAUUGUCAUGGAGAGAAUUGCAGGAGAAGCCGCCGGGCGAGCAUGGAAUCAGCGGCUGAUGGAGGCCAGAGGAAAGAUUGUUGAUAACAUCGAUGUUGCAAACGUUUUCCGGGGGGCUAUUUAUGACGCCCGCUUGCCAGGGGAACCGUUCUGGGGUCCAUACAACAAGGUGCAUGACUUUUACAAGGCGCUACGGAAUGGUAUUAAAUUUGAUGGCCACGCCGGCCGCUCUGGUUCUAGAUCCGUGCUAACAUACGGCGAUCUGAGUAGCUUGAAUAUCUUGGUGCGAGGUGAUAAGGUGGUCGGAAUAAUUGACUGGAAGACGGCGGGAUGGUUUCCUUAUUACUGGGAAUAUGCGCGCGCCUGGAACUUUCUGACUCCGAUGCCAUACGAUUAUAAUCAUAGCCUCAUUUUCCACUUAACUAAACAAAUAUGCCUGCCUUGA